Molecule: messenger RNA, 4045 nt
Organism: Sorex fumeus (smoky shrew)
Lineage: Eukaryota; Metazoa; Chordata; Mammalia; Eulipotyphla; Soricidae
Gene: SKI
Product: SKI proto-oncogene
Exons: 7
Coding region: 58-2244 (728 amino acids)
Biological process (GO): negative regulation of BMP signaling pathway
Cellular component (GO): nucleus
Molecular function (GO): DNA-binding transcription factor activity, RNA polymerase II-specific; RNA polymerase II cis-regulatory region sequence-specific DNA binding; SMAD binding
Source: RefSeq, a predicted model, not a curated record
GGCCGCGGGGGCCCGGGCGCGCGGGAGCGGGAGCGGCCCGGGGCGCCCGAGCGCGCCAUGGAGGCGGCGGCGGGCGGCCGCGGCGGCUUCCAGCCGCACCCGGGGCUGCAGAAGACGCUGGAGCAGUUCCACCUGAGCUCCAUGAGCUCGCUGGGCGGCCCAGCCGCCUUCUCGGCGCGCUGGGCGCAGGAGGCCUACAAGAAGGAGAGCGCGGCCGCCAAGGAGGCGGGCGCGGCCGCGGCGCCGGCGCCCGUGCCCGCCGCCGCCGAGCCGCCGCCCGUGCUGCACCUGCCCGCGCUGCAGCCGCCGCCGCCCGUGCUGCCCGGGCCCUUCUUCAUGCCGUCCGACCGCUCCACCGAGCGCUGCGAGACGGUGCUGGAGGGCGAGACCAUCUCGUGCUUCGUGGUGGGCGGCGAGAAGCGCCUGUGCCUGCCGCAGAUCCUCAACUCGGUGCUGCGCGACUUCUCCCUGCAGCAGAUCAACGCCGUGUGUGACGAGCUGCACAUCUACUGCUCGCGCUGCACGGCCGACCAGCUGGAGAUCCUCAAAGUCAUGGGCAUCCUGCCCUUCUCGGCGCCGUCCUGCGGCCUCAUCACCAAGACGGACGCCGAGCGCCUGUGCAACGCGCUGCUCUACGGCGGCGCCUGCCCGCCACCCUGCAAGAAGGAGCUGGCGGCCGGCCUGGCGCUGGGCCUGGAGCUGAGCGCGCGCAGCCUGCGCGUCUACCACGAGUGCUUCGGCAAGUGCAAGGGGCUGCUGGUACCUGAGCUCUACAGUAGCCCCAGUGCCGCCUGCAUCCAGUGCCUCGACUGCCGCCUCCUCUACCCGCCGCACAAGUUCGUGGUGCACUCGCACAAGGCCCUGGAGAACAGGACCUGCCACUGGGGCUUCGACUCGGCCAACUGGCGGGCCUACAUCCUGCUGAGCCAGGACUACACGGGCAAGGAGGAGCAGGCGCGCCUGGGCCGCUGUCUGGACGACGUCAAGGAGAAGUUCGACUACGGCAACAAGUACAAGCGGCGGGUUCCGCGGGUGCCCUCCGAGCCCCCUGCCUCCAUCAGGAAGACAGACGAGGCCCCCGCCCAGCCCCCCACGUCUUCUGAGAAGGACAAGCAGCCCGGCUGGCUGCACAGCUUGGCCAGCCCCUCCAGCAAGAGCCUGGGCUGCACACACCCGCGCCAGCGCCUCUCCGCCUUCCGCCCCUGGUCCCCCGCGGUGUCCUCAAGCGACAAGGAGCUCUCCCCACACCUGCCAGCCCUGAUCCGAGACAGCUUUUACUCCUACAAGAGCUUCGAGACGGGCGUGGCCCCCAAUGUGGCACUGGCCCCGCCGGCUCAGCAGAAGGUGGCCAGCAGCCCCGCCUGCGCCACUGUCGCAUCCCGAAUCCCCGAACCACUUGCCACGUGUAUCCAGCCAAGGAAACGGAAGCUGACGGCCGACGCCCCCGGGGCCCCAGACCCACCCAUGCCUGCUGGCGCCCCUGAGGAAGACAAGGACUCGGAGGCCGAGGUGGAGGUGGAGAGUCGAGAGGAGUUCACGUCCUCGCUGUCCUCGCUGUCCUCGCCGUCCUUUACCUCAUCCAGCUCCGCCAAGGACCUGAGCUCCCCCGGCGUUCACGCCCCUGCCCCAGCUGGCGUCCCGGAGCCCGCGGCCCCCGGGGACGGGCCUAGCGGGGGGCUGGAGGCGGAGCUGGAGCACCUGCGGCUGGCCCUGGAGGGCGGCCUGGACAGCCGGGAGGCCAAAGAGAAGUUUCUGCACGAGGUGGUGCGCAUGCGCGUGAAGCAGGAGGAGCGGCUCAGCGCGGCACUGCAGGCCAAGCGCAGCCUGCACCAGGAGCUGGAGUUCCUGCGCGUGGCCAAGAAAGAGAAGCUGCGGGAGGCCACGGAGGCCAAGCGUAACCUGCGGAAGGAGAUCGAGCGUCUGCGGGCCGAGAACGAGAAGAAGAUGAAGGAGGCGAACGAGGCGCGGCAGCGGCUGCGGCGAGAGCUGGAGCAGGCGCGGCAGGGCCGGGGGUGCGAGCAGGGCUGCGAGGCCGGCCGCCUGCGCGCCAAGUACUCGGCCCAGAUCGAGGACCUGCAGGUGAAGCUGCAGCAGGCAGAGGCCGACCGCGAGCAGCUCCGGGCCGACCUGCUGCGUGAGCGCGAGGCGCGGGAGCACCUGGAGAAGGUGGUCAAGGAGCUGCAGGAGCAGUUGUGGCCGCGGCCGCGGGAGCCGGGCGGCGAGAGCGCGGGGCUGGAGCCCUGAGCGUGCGGACCGCCCACUCACUCAUAAGCUACGCGGCGCAGGGGACCCCCGGGUGCACCCCCGACCCCCGCGGCCGCCCGGGACAGCGGCUUUUUCUCCAGAGUCUAUUUUUUCAGCGACAAGGGCCGGGGUCCCUGUGCAGCCGCCGGGAGAGGGGGCCCGCCUGCCCCCGCGGGGGAGCCGAGGGGACCCCGCGCCUGGCCCCCUCCUCGCCCGCCCGCCCGCCGCAGCUCCGAGCAGAACGGCAUCAUUUCACUUUUCCUUUCGUUGGUUUGUUCAUUUAAAUGUCUAUUUAGAACUGCACUUUGUCAAAACUCUCCCCUUUUUACUCCCCGGUUAACUGAGGUUUCUACUCAGACAUCACGUUGUGGAAGAUUCUCGAGCAGCUCCGCCCUCAGUGCUCGCGUGUUGGGACCCCCUGGUGCUUGGUUGAACAAGGGAAUCACAAGAAAACGAAAAUGCAAAAACUGACCUUGGGGGGUAGUUCUGUGCCUUCCAGCAUCUUGUACAGCGAUCCUGACUCAUGUCUUUUUUUACCCAAAAUACGUCUUCAGUAGCGGUCAAAUCUGCCCUAUCAAUACGUUACCUGCAUUUAUUCCAAAUAAUCUCGUUUACUCUCGACUGUUUAUGCAAAUUGUAUAAGGUUUCUUACGCCCAAGCUUGAAGAUUGAUUUCCCAGCAGACGAGAGGCGGCCCCGACAUCAUGGCAUUCAUACACAUGCGGAAAGGUGGAGCCGGGUCUGGGCCCGCCCGCAGGGCCGCCUCGGUUUAAGGGGGGGACGGUGGUGCCAGCCCCCCGAAAGUGCAAUGCAAAAGGGACGUCGUGCGCAGCGUUUGUUUGGACUUGUUUUGCUUUUGUUUUCUGCAGUUUCUGGUGUGUGUGCAUGGAGCUGUACCCCGCCCUGCCCCCGGGCAUUAUCACCGUGUCCGCAGCUCUGCUGGUCUCGCACCUGAGGCCCCUGGCGGCCCUGGCCUCCCCGAAGCUGCUGCUGGCAGCCAGACCGCACGUUGUUUGCUUCAGGGAGUGAGGAGGGUUCCGAGUUGUGUGCGGGGCACCUGCCUGGCCCCCAGUGUUGGGAGAGCUGGAGCCCCCCACCCCCUUCUCAAAGGUCCUCCAGGCGGCCAGGACCUGGCGGGGCGGGGACAGACACGGCGCCCCACCCCCACCCCCACCCCGUUCACCAGCAGCUCAGGUGCCGCCUUCAGGGAGGCGGCCUGGGCGAGGCUGGCAGGCGCGGGCACCCAGGCCUCUCCCACCAGGGCCAAGUCCACGGGCAGGGCCCGCUCAGGACAUGCCCGGUGCCUGCCACUGAACCCCCGUGCCCAGCCCCCCAGCGGCCAUGGCGUCGCCAAGUGCCCCGGCCCCGUUUUUGCCUGCCGAAGGAGAGAACCAACAGCAAUAACGCAUCUACGAGCAGCUAACUCACGCCUGCCGCUUGGCUGCACACGUGGCCGGGGUGAGCGCGGACGUGUACAUACCCCACACUCUUGUACAUACGUGUACAUGUGCUGGUCCUGUUCCAGAACUUUCCUACCUGGUUGUCGGAGUUGUCUUAUUUUCUGGGGUGUUUUCACCUGAGGGAGGCUGUGCUCUGCCCCGCCCCCGUGCUGCGGCGCCCAGGUCAGACCCACUUUGUGUUCCAUUAAGGAAAAGGCCUUGGCCCGCCCGAGCGCCCGCCUCCGUCUGUCCGUCCCUCCUUCGCUGCUGCUAAUGACAAUAUGACUUACUCUACUAUCCGAAGACUAUUUUUAUGUAAUUAAUGUAUGCUUUCUUGUUUAUAAAUGCCUGAUUUAAAAAGAA